Nerophis lumbriciformis (worm pipefish) is the source of this 1014-nucleotide messenger RNA. The record is from RefSeq and is a predicted model, not a curated record. Lineage: Eukaryota; Metazoa; Chordata; Actinopteri; Syngnathiformes; Syngnathidae.
AUGGCGAUGGUGGCUGAAUUUCUGGGGCAACUGACCCUAACUACUGGGUCCGAUGAGCAGAAAUACCCCACUGUUUUACCCGCUUCUGACUUUGACCCUGAAAAGGAUGCUGCGAGAAUAGAGACGGCUAUCAAAACAAAAGGUGUGGAUGAGCAGACCAUCAUCGAUGUCCUAACAAAGAGAACAUACGCUCAGAGAAGAGAAAUUGCAUUUUCUUAUGAAAGGAGAGCAAAGAAGGACAUGAUUUCUGCUCUGAAGGGGGCGCUGUCAGGCUCAUUGGAAUCAGUCAUCCUUGGCCUCAUGAAGAGCACGUCCCAGUAUGACGCUUCAGAAAUCAGAGGCUCCAUCAAGGGCCUCGGCACUGAUGAAGAAACGCUUAUCGAGAUUUUGUGUUCACGAAGUAACUCUGAGCUGCAGGAGAUCAAGCAGGUGUACAAGGAGUUGUUCAAGAAGGACUUAGAUAAAGACGUAGCAGGUGACACUUCCGGAAAUUUUGCAAAGCUGCUCCUGGCUCUGGUGCAGGCCAAAAGAGACGAGCCAUCCUCUGUAGUAGAUUACGAAAAGAUUGAUGACGACGCCAGAAAACUCUAUGACGCUGGCGUGAAGACUAAAGGGACGGACGUGGCGACCUGGAUCUCCAUCAUGACGGAGAGGAGUGUCCCUCACCUGCAAAGAGUGUUUCAGAGGUACAAGAGUUACAGCCCUUACGACAUGCAGGAGAGCAUUAUGAAGGAAGUGAAAGGAGACUUGCAGAAGUCCUUCCUUGUUCUAGUGCAAAGCUUUGAAAAUAAACAGCUUUACUUUGCCAACAAACUGCACGACGCUAUGAAGAGUAAAGGAGCCAAGGAGAAGGUGGUGACCAGGAUUGUUGUGUCGCGCUGUGAAGUGGACCUGAAGAAAAUCUGCUCAGAAUACAAAGCCCAACAUGGCCAGUCCCUUCAAAAGACCAUCACGGAACACACCAAGGGAGAUUACCAGAAAGUUCUGCUGGGCCUCUGUGGACCGGAGGAGUAA